Chenopodium quinoa (quinoa) is the source of this 2035-nucleotide messenger RNA. RefSeq names its product aminoacyl tRNA synthase complex-interacting multifunctional protein 1-like. The record is from RefSeq and is a predicted model, not a curated record. Lineage: Eukaryota; Viridiplantae; Streptophyta; Magnoliopsida; Caryophyllales; Amaranthaceae. The transcript is spliced from 3 exons. Bases 974 to 1816 code for a protein of 280 amino acids. Gene Ontology annotation, molecular function: tRNA binding.
CAAGAAAGAAGCUUCCAUAACACUUAACAAAUUUGAACGCACAAAACAAAGGUCAGAAGUUUAUGGAGACCUCUCCCGAAUUCGGGCAAACGAGCAAAACUCGGUUAAUAUCCUAUAUUAACAAAAGUUAUUUAUAUCAGCAAAAUUCCUCUCCCCUCCCCUCCUCUCCCAUGGACAUUAUUUCCUUCUCUAUCCUCCGCUCCCAUGGCCAGUAUUUCCUUCUCUCUCUUUCCCUCCUAUGGCCAAUUGGCCAUGCCCAUGGUCAACCACCUUUGCGUCUCUAAACCAGUCGGCUAGCCAAAAGACAUCCUAAUGGCAAAUUAUGAAAAGUGGCCCCAUACUAACCCCUUAGAGAAAAGGGAUUUUCUUGUGCGGGUGGGGCUUGCGGCGGUCGAAUUGUAGUUCUAAUGAUCAGUUAUAUCAGAGUUGGUCGACUGGGGGUGCUAGUGGUCGUGCGGUGGUUGGCUAGUGGUGCUAAUGGUUGUGCGAUGGUGCGACGGGUGGUAUUGUUGGUUGUGCGGUCGCAAUAGAGGAGAGAGAAAGGGGGUGUGAUUGCUAAAUUUACAUAACUACCUUUGGUAUAAUCAAGUUUUGUUAAUAUAGGAUAUUAACUUGUAUUUUCCGGGCAAACUCCACCUAGAUUUGGGCAAACUUUUGGGACAAGCACAUUGAUCCCUCAUCCUCCUCUAAGCUUGGGCAAACUUCAUCUUUUCCCGCACAAUUCAUCCUUGAGCCAUUCUCCACACAUUUCCGAACCAAACACAACAGAUCUUGAGAUUUUCAUCAAAAAAUUUCUCCUUUAAUCCUUUUCUUUUUCUAUAUCGCCCGCAAGGAUGCUUUAUGUUAACCAAGCCCUGAAACUACUAAUACUCCUUUCUUUAUCGGAUAAAAAUAAAAAUAUAGACAUACAAAAGAAAAGAUUACACACUCUACCAGAAUACCAAAACACAACCAAAUCAAACAAACAAAAAAAAUGGCAGCAGCAAAUGCAAACCAUCUAUUGAAAGCAAGAGGAACAAUUCUCUUCUACCGCCAUAACCACCAUACCUUCAUCCCUCCUCGCUUCCUCCCAUUCUCUCUCCUCCCUUCUCUCAACACCAAACCCACCUCCACAUUCCCUUCUCUCUCCUCAAUCUCUCACCUCCCCUUCACUCCAUCCCCUUCUACUCCACCCCACCAUUUCCGCUUUCUUUGUACUUCAUCAGAUGCUUCAACUUUUGCUUCAACUUUCACUUCGACCGUUGUCGAUUCGGGUUCUGCCCCUCAAUCGGAGCCCCCUGUUCCGGACAUGGGGGCCGUGAAAGAGGCGGCGAAUUUGUUGGAUAUAAGGGUUGGGAAGGUGGUGAAGGCGUGGCAGCAUCCUGAUGCUGAUUCAUUGUAUGUUGAGGAAGUUGAUGUUGGGGAAGAUGAGCCUAGGACUAUUUGUAGUGGGCUUGUUAAGUAUGUUCCCAUUGAUCAAAUUCAGGACAAAAAGGUGCUUGUACUUGCCAAUCUAAAACCAAGAAACAUGCGUGGCAUCAAGUCAAAUGGUAUGCUUAUGGCUGCUUCUGAUGCGUCACAUGAGAAUGUAGAGCUCCUUGUACCUCCCGAGGAUUCAGUUCCUGGUGAAAGAAUCUGGUUUGGCUCAGAAGAGGAAAAGGAAAAUCAAACUGCUGCUGCCACCGCUAAUCAGAUUCAGAAGAAAAAGAUCUGGGAAUUAGUUCAGCCCCAUCUCAAGACUGAUGCUGCUUGUAUUGCAAUGCUUGAUGGGCAUUACAUGAGGACUUCUGCAGGUCCUGUGGUUUCCAAAUCCCUAAAAGAUGCAAAUAUAUCUUAAUGAAAGCUACACCCGGCUGAUGUUUUUAUCCUAUUCUUUCAAUUUUGUUCAUUAACCAUGACAAAAUUUUGCAUAAUUCAGUACUUGUAACUGUUGGGCGAUUACUUUCCAAAUCAAAAUGAGUUGUGCCAUUUUAGGACACUAAUUCUUUAUGUAAUGUGCACUGUACAGAUUUAUAUACGUUUGCGAAAUUUAAUCCUUGCAUUUCUUUGAUGAAGA